UUCUGAUUAUGGUAUUGAUGAAAAAUUUAUCACAAUCAACAGAUGAUAUGAUUCAUCCAAUUGAAAUUAGAGGUUCUAAAAUACAUCUUUGGAAUUUGCCAAUACAAUCAUUUUUCGCUCCAGAGGUUAAAUACUUGAAAAUUUCCAGUGCUCAUUUUUUACCUAAAGUUGGUCGUCCAAUAGUGACUCCUAAUUUGGAAAAAAUGGAACUCAUUGAAACCUCUAUACUUGAAUGUCCUGAGCUGUUAACUUUCCCCAUGACUACUAAAUUUAAAGAUUGUUUUUUCGAUGCACAAAUGUUGCAAAAUGAUUGUUAUUUCGAACCUUUUAAAAAUGUGAAAACUUUGGAAAUUUUGAGCUGUGCAGGAUUCAAAAAAAUGUUAGGACUUGAGUUUCCUUCUUUAGAGCGUUUAAUAAUUAUUAAUGAUCUUGGAACUGUGCAAAUUUCGAACAUAAAGGCCCCAAAGUUAGGCUUGUUGAGUGUUCGUUCACUCGAAGAAACAGUACGGAUUGAAGAUUGUCAAUUUGGUAGACUGGAAAGGUUUGAAUUUAGUGGAUCAGCUAUUGAUAGUUGUAAAAAAAUAUGGGCACCAAACUUGAAAGUCAUGGAAAUCGCAAUACUCUUUGAUAAUGACGAUGAUGAUGAUCUAAAUUUUAAUCAAAAGAUUGAUGGAAAUUUGUUUGGUAAUGUUUCGCAAUUGACAAUGUUAACUAGGAGUAUCCCUUACAUUGAUACAUCAAACCUUCAAAAUUUAGAAUACUUGCAUCUUGCUGAAAAGGGUCGAUAUGAUCAUGAUGGGUUA
Molecule: messenger RNA, 803 nt
Organism: Hansenula anomala
Lineage: Eukaryota; Fungi; Ascomycota; Saccharomycetes; Phaffomycetales; Wickerhamomycetaceae
Exons: 1
Source: RefSeq, a predicted model, not a curated record